AUCUUAGUGUUUCCGUCUUUUCUGGUUGUAUGGCGGACCGUAAGAAUGAAGCAAAUAGUCACUAAUCAAACGGUAAAAAUCCCAGAGGGAUUGACUGUUACAGUCAAAUCCCGUUUGGUAACGGUGAAAGGACCAAGAGGUAUAUUGAAACGAUCUUUCAAACAUCUUGCACUCGAUAUUCGUAUGGUCAGCCCAAGAUUAUUGAAAGUAGAGAAAUGGUUUGGCACGAAGAAAGAACUAGCUGCCGUCCGUACUGUAUGCUCGCAUAUUGAAAAUAUGCUUAAAGGUGUGACAAAGGGCUAUCAAUAUAAAAUGCGAGCUGUGUACGCUCAUUUUCCUAUUAACUGUGUGACUACAGAAAAUAACACAGUCAUAGAAAUUCGUAAUUUCUUGGGCGAGAAGUAUAUACGUCGCGUCAAAAUGGCACCAGGUGUCACUGUUGCAAAUUCUGGUAAACAAAAAGAUGAAUUAAUCAUAGAAGGAAAUUCCUUAGAAGAUGUAUCUCGUUCAGCUGCUCUUAUUCAACAGUCAACCACAGUGAAGAAUAAGGAUAUUAGAAAGUUUUUGGAUGGACUUUAUGUGUCUGAGAAAACAACAGUUGUACAAGAUGAUGAAUAAAUUCUUUAAUGUAUGACUGAAUGAUAGAAUUUAUGCACAUACUUUUAUUGACCCAAUAUUGAAAUAAAUGUACAGUUUUUCAUUA
Molecule: messenger RNA, 703 nt
Organism: Atta colombica
Lineage: Eukaryota; Metazoa; Arthropoda; Insecta; Hymenoptera; Formicidae
Gene: RpL9
Product: 60S ribosomal protein L9
Exons: 4
Coding region: 46-618 (190 amino acids)
Biological process (GO): cytoplasmic translation
Cellular component (GO): cytosolic large ribosomal subunit; ribosome
Molecular function (GO): structural constituent of ribosome; rRNA binding
Source: RefSeq, a predicted model, not a curated record